Messenger RNA from Brachypodium distachyon (stiff brome), 1284 nucleotides. RefSeq names its product guanylate kinase 2, chloroplastic/mitochondrial. Gene Ontology annotation, molecular function: GMP kinase activity. Gene Ontology annotation, cellular component: cytosol. Gene Ontology annotation, biological process: purine nucleotide metabolic process. The coding region runs from base 88 to 960 and encodes 290 amino acids. NCBI's taxonomy places the organism in Eukaryota, Viridiplantae, Streptophyta, Magnoliopsida, Poales, Poaceae. The record is from RefSeq and is a predicted model, not a curated record. The transcript is spliced from 4 exons.
CCUCUUCCCAUUCCCAUCCAGCAAUCAAUCCCCCACAUCCUCCGUUCCUCUUGGCACCAUUCCUCCCCUCGUUCCGGAACCUUCUCGAUGCUUCUUCUUACCCGGAGGUUCUCCUCCGUCCUCGCCCGCUCUCCCUUCCUCGCGAGGUGCCCCCUUCCACCGCGGGCCGUCCCCACCACCGCUCCGGCCUCCCGCCCCCCGCCGCGCCGCCUCAUGUCCUCCUCCUCGUCCGGGUGGCACCACUCUUCCCCGCCCCCACCGCCGCCGCCCCCGCCUCCCUCGUCCUCCUCCGACAAGGAUCAGCUGUUCCGGGGGCUGGAGGCGGCGCUGGGCACGACGUUCAGCUCGGACCCGCUGGCGCCGCCACCGGAGCCGAUGAUUAUCAUCAUCAGUGGUCCGAGCGGCGUGGGAAAGGAUGCCGUCAUCAAGAGGCUGCAAGAGGAGCGGGAAGAGAUCCAUUUUGUGGUUACUGCGACGAGCAGGGCAAUGCGGCCAGGUGAAGUUGACGGGAAGGACUAUCACUUCGUCACCAAGGAGGAAUUCCUCACAAUGAUUGAAAGGGAGGAGUUGCUUGAGUACGCUCUUGUUUAUGGGGAGUACAAGGGGAUCCCCAAACAGCAGAUCCGUGAUUACAUGGCCAAAGGACAUGACAUUGUCUUGAGAGUGGACAUUCAAGGAGCAGCAACUUUGAGAGAGAUACUUGGUGAAUCUGCAAUUUUCAUAUUUCUGGUUGCAGAGAGCGAAGACGCACUUGUCAAAAGGCUCAUUCACCGAAAAACAGAAGCACCAGAUAUGCUACUUGUCAGAAUUGCAACAGCCAGAGAGGAGGUGAGACGGAUGAAACAUUUUGACUAUGUAGUUGUCAACGCUGAAGGGAAGCUUGAGGGCGCCGUUAAACAGGUGGAGUCAAUCAUUGAUGCGGAGAAGGCAAAAAUCCACAAGCGUAGGCUCCGUAUCUAGUCAAGGCUCAUAUGGUCCAUAUUUAUACUUUAAUCAAUUCAAGUUUGAUCUAGAAGAAAUUAGGAGUGAGAAAUUUGAUUGACUUUGGUUUGCAAUAGUAGUCAGAAAAUUCAGUACAAUGCUAAGUCAUGAGGGUUUACAUACUGAUAUACUAUGAUGGGAGUUAACGAGAUGAGAUAUAAGCAUGGGUUUAUAAUUUGGCAUUUAUGUGCAACCGAGGUCAUAUCGUGACUCACAAUACAAUGUCAAUGUACUUGUCUGUUUGACCUUGUACCAGAACUUACAUUGAGUGACCACUCUUGUGCAAACAUUUCUUGCCAGAAA